This is a messenger RNA of Ambispora leptoticha, 1062 nucleotides long. The record is from the annotation of a GenBank genome assembly. Lineage: Eukaryota; Fungi; Glomeromycota; Glomeromycetes; Archaeosporales; Ambisporaceae.
AUGUCGACAGUUGGACAGGUCAUUAAAUGUAAAGCUGCCGUUGCUUGGGGACCCACGCAACCGCUUUCCAUUGAGGAAGUUGAAGUUGCUCCGCCAAAGAAAGGAGAAGUACGAGUGAAAUUAUUUGCUACUGCAGUUUGUCAUACAGAUUUGUAUACCUUAUCCGGAAAAGAUCCCGAAGGUGUGUACUGGCCAAUAAUCCUAGGCCAUGAGGGCGGUGGUAUAGUAGAAUCAGUCGGAGAAGGCGUCACUUCAGUACAACCCGGGGAUCACGUCAUCCCAUUGUAUAUUCCUGAGUGUCGUGAAUGUAAGUUUUGUAAGAGUGGAAAAACGAAUUUGUGCGGUCUUGUGAGAUCAACGCAAGGUCGUGGGAUUAUGCCAGAUGAAACCACAAGGUUCACCGUCAAAGUUGUACUCGAAAUAUCACUCGCCAAAAUUAAUCCCGAUGCACCGCUCGAUAAGGUUUGCUUGUUAGGCUGUGGCAUUACCACUGGAUACGGUGCUGCAACAAAGACCGCAGAUCUUCAGCCUGGCGCAACAGUUGCUGUCUUUGGUUUAGUUCAAGGUGCCGCAGUACGUAAAGCAAGUAAAAUUAUUGCUAUUGACAAGAAUCCAAGGAAAUUCGAAUAUGUGAAGAAAUUAGCACCGAAUGUUGAGCUGACAUUUUUGAAUCCCGACGAUUAUGAUAAACCCAUUCAACAGGUAAUUGUUGAACUGACCGAUGGAGGAGUUGACGCGUCUUUUGAAUGUGUUGGCAACGUUGGACUAAUGCGAGCUGCGUUAGAGAGUUGUCAUAAAGGAUGGGGUCAAUCAGUUAUUAUUGGAGUUGCAGGUGCAGGAGAGGAGAUCUGUACUCGCCCGUUUCAACUUGUAACAGGACGAGUAUGGAAAGGCUCUGCAUUCGGCGGUAUCAAAGGACGAACAGAAUUACCAAAUCUCGUUCAAGACUACCUUUCAAGGAAACUUGAGGUAGACUCCUACAUCACUCAUACUUUCGGGAUCAAUGACAUCAAUAAGGCGUUUGAAGUGAUGCACUCUGGCGACUGGCGAGGACUUGGUUAA